Molecule: messenger RNA, 303 nt
Organism: Aplosporella prunicola CBS 121167
Lineage: Eukaryota; Fungi; Ascomycota; Dothideomycetes; Botryosphaeriales; Aplosporellaceae
Exons: 1
Coding region: 1-303 (100 amino acids)
Source: RefSeq, a predicted model, not a curated record
AUGUCUCCCGCGCAGUCCAAGAACACCUCCGGUGCGCACUCCGGUCUCUUCCUCGUCCUGUCUCCCGUGGCCUCGUCCAACUACCCCCUCUCUCCGACAUCGAACAUCUCCCCCACCAACGAGCUCGGCUCCCCGGUCAUGAAGCCCGCGGGCGCCGAUGACGUGCAGCGCCACAGGCGGAUGAGCAGCGUCAGCAGCGCUAGCUCCAGCAGCAGUGCGACCGGACCCUUCAAGUUCCUGAAGCUGGGACCAGUCUACAACGGAAAGGGCGACGGCACCGACUUUGCCGAGGCCGACGAGUGA